Molecule: messenger RNA, 3296 nt
Organism: Pteronotus mesoamericanus
Lineage: Eukaryota; Metazoa; Chordata; Mammalia; Chiroptera; Mormoopidae
Gene: GALC
Product: galactosylceramidase
Exons: 17
Coding region: 5-2062 (685 amino acids)
Biological process (GO): galactosylceramide catabolic process
Cellular component (GO): lysosome
Molecular function (GO): galactosylceramidase activity
Source: RefSeq, a predicted model, not a curated record
CACAAUGGCUGAGAGCCUACUGCAGGCUUCCCAGCAACGCCGAACGAAAGCCAUGACGGCCGCCGCGGGUUCGGCGGGCCGGGCCGCCGUCCCUCUGCUGCUGUGCGCGCUGCUGGCGCCCAGCGGCGCAUACGUGCUCGACGACUCCGACGGGCUGGGCCGGGAGUUCGAUGGCAUCGGCGCGGUCAGCGGCGGCGGGGCAACCUCCCGGCUUCUAGUAAAUUACCCAGAGCCCUAUCGUUCUCAAAUAUUGGAUUAUCUCUUUAAGCCAAACUUCGGUGCCUCUUUGCAUAUCCUAAAAGUCGAAAUAGGUGGUGAUGGGCAGACAACAGAUGGCACUGAGCCCUCCCACAUGCACUAUAUGUUAGAUGAGAAUUAUUUCCGAGGAUACGAGUGGUGGUUAAUGAAGGAAGCUAAGAAGCGGAACCCUAACAUCAGACUCAUGGGGCUGCCGUGGUCCUUCCCUGGAUGGCUGGGACAAGGUUUCAACUGGCCUUACGUAAACCGGCAGCUGACGGCCUACUACAUCAUGAGCUGGAUUGUGGGCGCCAAGCAUCAUCACGAUUUGGACAUUGAUUAUAUUGGGAUUUGGAAUGAGAGGUCAUUUGACAUCAAUUAUAUCAAGGUUUUAAGAAGAAUGCUGGACUAUCAAGGCCUCCAGCAUGUGAAAAUCAUAGCGAGUGAUAAUCUCUGGGAGCCCAUUUCUAUUUCUAUGCUGCUCGACUCUGAGCUCUUGAAGGUGAUUGAUGUUAUAGGAGCUCAUUAUCCUGGGACCCACACAGUACAGAAUGCCAAGCUGACCAAGAAGAAGCUUUGGUCUUCUGAAGAUUUUAGCACUUUAAAUAAUGAAGUGGGUGCUGGCUGCUGGGGCCGCAUAUUGAACCAGAAUUAUAUCAAUGGCUACAUGACUUCAACAAUCGCUUGGAAUUUGGUGGCCAGUUACUAUGAGCAGUUGCCGUAUGGGCGUAGCGGACUGAUGACCGCUCAGGAGCCGUGGAGUGGGCACUACGCAGUAGAGUCUCCUAUCUGGAUAACAGCUCAUACUACUCAGUUUACUCAACCAGGUUGGUAUUACCUGAAGACAGUCGGCCAUUUAGAAAAGGGAGGAAGCUAUGUAGCUCUGACUGAUGGCUUAGGUAACCUUACCAUCAUCGUUGAAACUAUGAGCCAUAAACACUCUAAGUGCAUACGGCCCCUGCUUCCUUAUUUCAGCGUGUCGCACCAGUUUGCUACCUUUGUUCUUCAAGGCUCUUUUAGUGAAAUACCGGAGCUGCAAGUGUGGUAUACCAAACUUGGAAAGUCAUCUGAGAGAUAUCUUUUUAAACAACUGGAUUCUCUAUGGCUCCUCAACAGCAACGGCAGUUUCACACUGGAGCUGCAGGAGGACGAGCUGUUCACGCUCACCACCCUCACCACGGGCAGCAAGGGCAGCUACCCGCCGCCUCCAAAGUCCCAGCCCUUCCCAAGCGUCUAUGAGGAGGACUUCAAUGUCGAUUACCCGUUUUUCAGUGAAGCUCCGAAUUUUGCUGAUCAGACGGGAGUAUUUGAAUAUUUUAUGAACAUUGAAGACCCUGGAGAGCAUCGCUACACGCUACGCCAAGUUCUCAAUCAACGACCCAUUACUUGGGCCGCUGACGCAUCCAACACGAUCAGUAUUAUCGGAGAUUACAAAUGGUCCAAUAUGACUAUCAAGUGUGAUGUUUACCUAGAGACCCCUUACAAGGGAGGCGUGUUCAUUGCCGGAAGAGUAAAUAAAGGUGGUAUCUUCAUUAGAAGCGCCAGAGGAAUUUUCUUCUGGAUUUUUGCAAAUGGAACCUACAGAGUUACAGGGGAUCUGGCUGGAUGGAUGUUAUAUGCUUUCGGACAAGUUGAAAUCACAGCACAACAAUGGUAUACACUCACUUUAAAUAUUAAGGGUCAGUUCGCCUCGGGCCUGCUGGAUGGCAAGCCUCUCUGGACAGACAUCCAGGUGACUUUCCCGAAGAAUGGCUGGGCUGCGAUCGGAACUCACGCCUUUGAAUUUGCACAGUUUGACAACUUUCAUGUGGAAGCAACACCCUAAUAUUCACUGAGUGCUAGAGAUCACUCUUCAGAUUUUUGUUUUCCUUUCUUUUUGGUUUUGGUUCUGGUUCAGAACCAGUUCUUGUUUUAAUGGAUUGAUGUAUGAGCCUUUGGAGGCUAAAAAUAAUGAAGAGUAAAUGAGAAAAGAUAUUUCUGCUUGAUCCUGUGGAAAGUUUUUUGUUUUUGUUUUUUUAAACUAAUUCCAAGGGGAAGCAGAUGAAUCUUUAACAUUACCUGGAAUGCACUCUACUAUUCCAAUGGUACAGUGGUCUCAGCGGCAGGACUGGUUUGGGUGGUCCAGACCUUGGAGCCUCGGUGUUGAUGCUGAGAUUGCUUUCUUCAUCUUGUUUGUAAAGUGAUUGUGCAAGGUGGGAAUAACUUGAUUGUCACAGAGAUGUAUUUAUUAAUGCCGAUAUGUGUCUAAGUAUGUGGAUGUCCUUGUCUAAAGAUAAUGCUACCACACUAAGAAGCUGAACAACACUGGAAAUGCUGCUUUUUGAAAACCACUUCAACCUGUUAUUCAAAAACGACAUUCUGAAAAGUAUUUUUUUCUUUUCCUUUUUAUGAUGAUGCUUUAGAAUUAAUUAUAGAUGUUUUGAAUGGGAUAAUUAAAAAAAGUCUCAUUAAUAAACUACCUCUAAAGCUAUUUCUGCAAUAAUAAAUACUAGCAGAUUAAUUGGGUAUCUGUGUUUAUUGUUUUUUGUUUUAAUUCUUUCAGCUCCAACUUUAGCCCUAUAACUCUGUAACCCUCUGUUAUAAUGUUUCCCAGGUGGCUGGGAGGAGGAAGAAAAUGCUAUGUAGCCAAUGCUGUAAGUGGGUCUAAAGAUAAAAUUGAAGCAAAUUUUUUUGUCUCAUUUCAUUGUGCUUUUCCUGGUCUGCCUGCUCAUGUGUCACUGGUAAGAGACUAAAAAGAGCUAAUGAAUUCUUUUAUCUGCUUGUAUGCAGAAGAAAGGGAACAUUUAGCUAUUUGCUAGUUCAUAGAAUUGGAUCAUCCUCUAAUAUUUUCUGUGGUUAGAUGCAUUUAUUUCAUUAAACUCUCAUUGUAUUUAUAUUUAAGUAUGGGUGAGCAUAUUUGUCAUGCAGUAUAAUUUAUAUUUAAAAAUUAGUGUACCUCCUAAAAACAACUCAGUUAUUCAUGUGGAUAAAGUAACUCCUGGAAUUCUUUAUAAUGAAAGUUUAAAGCUUCAAUGAACUAACUCUUCAAUUUUGGAAUUCGUAGUGGUUUAAUAUAGGCU